AUGUUAUGAUGAUUCAUGAAACUAUACUUCCUUGGAGAAUCAAAAAGGGAUUCAUGCAAAUCCCAAUGUCAAUUAAUGAACCAAAAAUCAGACCAAGUUCAUCUGUUUCUCCUUUCCUUCAUAUCCAAGUCACCUUUUCUCUCAAGAUUUCUCUCCUUUCUCUUCACUCUAUAUAUACUCUUCAUUCCCUUUCCUACUGCUCCACCACUCUCUCUUCUUUCACCCACAAAAAGGGUUUUUUCUUUUCUUCAUCACAUUCUACACCCAAAAUUUUCAAUCUUUUUAAAUUUGUUCUCUUUCUUUUAAUAUAUUGAAAUACCAAAAAACCUUGGUUGUGGUAAUGGCUGAGUUCAAGAGUAAGCUAAACAAAGGUCACGCCUUUACAAGCAAAUGUGCUUCCUUGGUGAAGGAGCAACGAGCUCGUCUCUACAUUCUUCGUCGUUGCGCUACCAUGCUUUGUUGCUGGUACAUCCAAGGCGAUGAGUAAAGAGAUGACUCUCCUCCUUAAUUAUAUAUAAAUCUAUAUAUAAAAUAUAUAUUAUCACUAUGUCCCUAAUAUCUAGUUCUUGAAGCUCCAUGGACAUUGAAGCUCUCUCCUUUGGCUGCUUGGCUAUAUAGAAUAUUUCUCUCUUCUGAUAUAUUCUGGUGCAAAACCCUUUUACAAGCCUGUCGGUUUUUUAACCUAAAUGAUCAUUCUUUUAGGUUUUUUUUUGGGCUUGUUUCAUGGGUUAAUUUGCAUCAGACAAGACAGAGAGAGACAGAGCAAGAAAUUUAUCCGCCAAGCGAGCCGGAGUUUUUACUGUGUCUGAGACAGAGACACUGGAGAUGCUAAUUCUUUAAGAAAGUGAAGAUCUUUGAAGGGUUCCUUUGAUCGGUUUCACUUUGGACCGGAGAAGACUGUUUUGGUUUCAUCAGUGACAUUUCCUCUGUAAAAUUUCAGUUUUGUGUCUUCCUUUUAUUGCAUUAUAUUUUAAUAAGACCAAAUAAAUAAGUCUAUGGUUAUGUUGAACCAUAUAGACUAAAACAUGUCUCUUUUGAUUCUCGUAUUCUAAUAAUACAACAACAGUUUUCACUUUUCACCA
Arabidopsis lyrata subsp. lyrata is the source of this 1082-nucleotide messenger RNA. RefSeq lists its product as uncharacterized. The transcript has a single exon. Gene Ontology annotation, biological process: negative regulation of cell population proliferation. Lineage: Eukaryota; Viridiplantae; Streptophyta; Magnoliopsida; Brassicales; Brassicaceae. The coding region runs from base 341 to 487 and encodes 48 amino acids. The record is from RefSeq and is a predicted model, not a curated record.